Molecule: messenger RNA, 1316 nt
Organism: Amaranthus tricolor (Joseph's coat)
Lineage: Eukaryota; Viridiplantae; Streptophyta; Magnoliopsida; Caryophyllales; Amaranthaceae
Exons: 2
Coding region: 104-1063 (319 amino acids)
Source: RefSeq, a predicted model, not a curated record
AUUCAGCACUCCACUCGUCCUUCAUAUAUUAACUCCAGACUCCUACUGUUUCAUUGUUUGAAUAUCAACAAAAGAAAUCAAACAAAAUACAAAUAAAUUGGGAAUGAUGUUACCGUUGAAAGUAGUGUUCCUAUCAACAGGCGUCGUUUCAAUGGCUCUCAUACUCAAACUCUCACUUCCAAUAAUCCUUGAUUUCUUCACCGGCGAGCUUCCUCUGUUUUGGUCUAUUGUACUUUCGUGGCUGCAACCACCGUACUUGUAUCUUCUCAUCAACUGCAUCAUCAUCACCAUUGUUGCUUCCUCUAAGCUUCAUUUAAGUAGCGGCGACGAUGGAGAAUCUGUCACACUGGUGCGGAGGAGUUUUUCUACUCCGGUGAAAGUUCCGGUUGAGAAGAGAGAAGAUUUGGGUUUUGAUGCGAAUAUUGAAGAUAAAUUGGUAGUUUUUGGAUAUGUAGAAAGUCCAAUUGUCAUCAAAGAAGAUCAUCAUAUUGUUACUCCGUCAGAAAACGAGGUUAUUGUCCGAGAUGUUGGUGAUGGUGCCAAUGGUGGUGAGUUUGUGUUAUCGAAAUCAACUUGGAAGUCGCCGGAGAAACUUACUCCAGUGAAAUUGGAAUAUUCUCCUGUGUCUUUGAGUGAGAAACCGCCUUUUUCGUCGAGAUUUGGUCAUCGGAGGGCCGUUAAAGCUAGUCCUGAAGGAAAAGCAGCGCUUGGAGUAUCAAGACCAAAAAAGCAGGAAACACUAGAAUCAACAUGGCGGACAAUAACAGAAGGAAGGUCAAUGCCGCUGAAACGCCACCUGAGGAAAUCCGACACAUUUUCCGGUGCAUCGCCAGAGAAUUCUCCGGUGAGAGUAAUGAAAAAGUCUGACACUAUCAAUUGCGGAAACUCGUCUCCAGCAAUGAGCGGAAGCGGAGGAGUAAAGAAAGAAUCGUCGCUGAGUCAAGACGAGUUGAAUAAGCGAGUUGAGGCGUUUAUCAAGAAGUUUAAUGAAGAAAUGAGGUUGCAAAGACAAGAGUCACUAAACCAUUACAGGAGGAUGAUCAAUGUUCGUGGGACCCAGUGAGCAAAUUUUCGUUUUAAAUUUUAAAUAAGUAAUUUUGUUUAGUUCAUUUUUGAGUGGUGGAGAAGAAAUUUAAUUUAAUUAAAUUUAUUUUCUGCUCUGUAAAGAACUACAAAUAUUUGAAAUCAUGUUUUAUUUGUUUAUUUAUUUAAAUUAAUUUUGGAUAUUGUUUGACCCUUAUUUCACAUUUAUUUUUUGUCUUCAAUUUAUUAUGUAGAAUUUCAAGUUGAAAUUAUAAUUAUUUAUUUUUAUUUGA